This is a messenger RNA of Talpa occidentalis (Iberian mole), 1134 nucleotides long. It is a transcript of the gene ECHS1, whose product is annotated as enoyl-CoA hydratase, short chain 1. Gene Ontology annotation, molecular function: enoyl-CoA hydratase activity. The coding region runs from base 1 to 873 and encodes 290 amino acids. The record is from RefSeq and is a predicted model, not a curated record. NCBI's taxonomy places the organism in Eukaryota, Metazoa, Chordata, Mammalia, Eulipotyphla, Talpidae. The transcript is spliced from 8 exons. Gene Ontology annotation, cellular component: mitochondrion. Gene Ontology annotation, biological process: fatty acid beta-oxidation.
AUGGCCGCCCUGCGCGCCCUGCUGCUGCCCGUCCGCCGCGCGCUGCGCCCGCGCCCCGGCUGCCCCGCGCGGCGCCCCUUCGCCUCGGGUGCCGGCUUUGAGUACAUCAUCUCGGAGAAGACGGGGAAGGGCGGCAGCGUGGGCCUGAUCCGGCUGAACCGCCCCAAGUCCCUCAACGCCCUCUGCGACGGCCUGAUCACUGAGCUCAACCAGGCCCUGGACGCCUUCGAGGUGGACCCAGCCGUGGGAGCCAUCGUCCUCACGGGCGGGGAAAAGGCAUUUGCAGCUGGGGCAGACAUCAAGGAAAUGCAGAGCCGGACCUUCCAGGACUGCUACUCCGGUACAUUCCUGGGCCACUGGGACCGCCUGGCCCGCGUCAGGAAGCCCAUCGUGGCCGCCGUCAACGGCUUCGCUCUGGGCGGGGGCUGCGAGCUUGCCAUGAUGUGCGACAUCAUCUACGCCGGAGAGAAAGCCCAGUUUGCGCAGCCAGAAAUCCUGCUGGGCACCAUCCCAGGCGCAGGGGGCACUCAGAGGCUGACCCGUGCUGUCGGAAAGUCGCUGGCCAUGGAGAUGGUCCUCACUGGUGAUCGGAUCUCAGCCCAGGACGCCAAGCAGGCAGGUCUUGUGAGUAGGAUCUUCCCAGUGGAGACUCUGGUCGAGGAAGCUGUCAGGUGUGCAGAAAAGAUCGCCAGUAACUCAAAAAUCAUCACAGCGAUGGCCAAAGAAUCCGUGAAUGCAGCUUUUGAGAUGACGCUGACAGAGGGAAAUAAGCUGGAGAAGAAGCUCUUCUAUUCAACCUUUGCCACCGCGGACCGGAAGGAGGGCAUGACCGCAUUUGUGGAGAAGAGAAAGGCCAACUUCAAGGACCAGUAGGGCCCGGCCGCUCUCCAGGAAAGACCCGCCGCCCCUCGGGCUUCGGGGUCUCUCAGCGCCGGGUCAGUGUGGGCUCCGCCAGGGCCACGGUGCGCCGGGGCCGUCUCAGGUCACCAUCUGCCUUCCUUGGUCAGCUGCGAGGGUGGACGUUCUGCUGCUUUUGUAAACCUGGAGUGGGGCGUAUCAAGGGCUGCACACACGGCGCCCCAUAAAUAUCUCCUCCUUGCCGCCUGGCGUCCUUCUUGUUGGGGUGAAAUGAGC